Messenger RNA from Oncorhynchus keta (chum salmon), 861 nucleotides. RefSeq names its product acidic proline-rich protein HP43A-like. Bases 1 to 861 code for a protein of 286 amino acids. The transcript has a single exon. The record is from RefSeq and is a predicted model, not a curated record. NCBI's taxonomy places the organism in Eukaryota, Metazoa, Chordata, Actinopteri, Salmoniformes, Salmonidae.
AUGGAGGAGCAACCUCUGGCUCUAACUGACUCUCUGCCUCCAAGGCCCGGCAGAGGGAACCUCCCAGGCCAGGCAGAGGGAACCUCCAAGGCCCGGCAGAGGGAACCUCCCAGGCCAGGCAAAGGGAACCUCCAAGGCCAGACAGAGGGAACCUCCAAGGCCAGACAGAGUGAACCUCCCAGGCCAGGCAGAGUGAACCUCCCAGGCCAGGCAGAGGGAACCUCCCAGGCCAGGCAGAGGGAACCUCCCAGGCCAGACAGAGGAACCUCCCAGGCCAGACAGAGGGAACCUCCCAGGCCAGACAGAGGGAACCUCCCAGGCCAGGGAAAGGGAACCUCCCAGGCCAGACAGAGGGAACCUCCCAGGCAAGGAAGACUGAACCUCCCAGGCCAGGAAGAGGGAACCUCCCAGGCCAGACAGAGGAACCUCCCAGGCCAGGCAGAGGGAACCUCCCAGGCCAGGAAGAGUGAACCUCCCAGGCCAGGCAGAGUGAACCUCCCAGGCCAGACAGAGGGAACCUCCCAGGCCAGGCAGAGGGAACCUCCCAGGCCAGGCAGAGUGAACCUCCCAGGCCAGGCAGAGGGAACCUCCCAGGCCAGGCAGAGGGAACCUCCCAGGCCAGGCAGAGUGAACCUCCCAGGCCAGGCAGAGGGAACCUCCCAGGCCAGACAGAGGGAACCUCCCAGGCCAGGCAGAGUGAACCUCCCAGGCCAGACAGAGGGAACCUCCCAGGCCAGGCAGAGGGAACCUCCCAGGCCAGGCAGAGGGAACCUCCCAGGCCCGGCAGAGGGAACCUCCCAGGCCAGACAGAGGGAACCUCCCAGGCCAGGCAGAGGGAACCUCCCAGGCCAGGCAGAGUGA